Molecule: messenger RNA, 3097 nt
Organism: Gasterosteus aculeatus aculeatus (three-spined stickleback)
Lineage: Eukaryota; Metazoa; Chordata; Actinopteri; Perciformes; Gasterosteidae
Source: RefSeq, a predicted model, not a curated record
GCUUGGCCUUUCUGAAUUCACUUCUGCUGUUGAACUUGACGAGUGUAGCUGUGUUACCUAAAAAGUUGAACGGUCUGAGGCCCAAUUCCGUGGAAAAGAACUUGUGGAGAACACAUUGUUGGAGAACCGAUUAAAAGUACUAACGAGUGUACGCUAAGGAGUUUUACGUGGAGGAGACGAUGUCUUCCAGUGGACCCCCUGCGGCGGAGCCCCUGCUGAGCAGACUCAGACGGUGGAUCCUCGGCUUUGCACGUGGACCCCUUUGGCCCCUCUUCGGCGUGGUUGGAGCGGAUUGUGUGGACGAGCUGCAGGAGAUCGAGCCCCCCAGGGAGGACAGUGAGCCACAGGUUCCUCUUCCUCCUCCCUUCGCUGCUCCCUUUGCUCCUCCCUUUGCUGCUCCCUUUGCUGCUCCCUUUGCUCCUCCCUUCGCUGCUCCCUUCGCUGCUCCCUUCGCAGCUCCCUUUGCUGCUCCCUUUGCUCCUCCCUUCGCUGCUCCCUUUGCUGCUCCCUACCCUGCCCACUACCUUGCUCACUACCCUGCUCCCUACGCUGCUCCCUAUGCUGCUCCCUAUGCUGCUCACUACCCUGCUCCUUACACUGCUCCCUAUGCUGCUCGCUACCCUGCUUCCUAUGCUGCUCUCUACCCUGCUCCCUAUGCUGCUCGCUACCCUGCUCCCUAUGCUUUUGCUUUUGCUGCUAUUCCUGACCCUCACGCUGACCUUAACGCUGACCCUCGAGCUGACCUUAACCCUAACCUUCACGCCAAUGGUGAUGAUGUUGAUAUGAACGCUGAAAUUGACCAUAUGCUUCAAAGACACAGGUUAGGGCUACCCAAUGAGGAGGAGGACUUUGAGAUCGAUGUCGUGGGUGAGUUUCCGCUUCAGGUCCCUGUGCUGGACAUUGAAGACAUCGGGCCAGUGCCCCCAGAAGACUCUUUUGAGGAGCUCCUGGAUGCAGAUGUUCUUGAAUCUCCCUCAACUUCUGGCCUCAGCUCCUCCGCAAAACGACGCAUGGACGAGAGCGACGGGGAGGAGUCUGCUGCGAAGAGGGCGCGGUGGUCUGAAGACAGCGACUCGGAUUGACAAUACUCCGGGAAGCUUUGGAGCAACCUUGCAGUCCACUUGCAGCAGGAACAGUGGUUGCCAUGGUAGCCUUUGCGUCUGGCAGGGCUUGUGUCCCCCAUGUAGCGUCUUGCACUGGGGCUUUUCUUUAGUAAGGAGUCAUAUUGCCACAAGUCCAUUGGUCAACCUUUAUUUCAUCCGGGAAAGCUUUGCGUCUGGCGGGGCUCUUGACUCCUUGUGCAGGUACUGGUAGCCUUUGCGUCUGGCAUGGCUUGUGUCCCCCAUGUAGCGUCUUGAACUGGGGCUUUUCUGUAGUACUUCUUCAUUGUGCGGUGGAUCGAUCAACUUUUCUUUCAUCCUGACGGCCGGCCUUCGCGACCGGCUUGGCUGGUGAUGCCUCAGGUUGCCUUUGCGUCUGGCAGAGGCGUUGACACCCCGAGCAUGUAGCCUUUGCGUCUAGCAGGGCUGAAGAAGACAACAUUGUUCUCCCCCACCCACAGUAUCCGCAUUCCUUUACAGGUCAAGAGGGUAUCAGUGAAAACUGAACUGAUGUGAGACAAACAACAGAGUAAGUAGAACCCACGAGGUUAGAAAUACCUUUAUAUGGCCAAAAAUAUAGUAUAUGCCGUUGUGGAAAUCCAUAAUAUUUAAAUAUUUAACAAUUACUUAAUCCACUUAAUCAUGUUUUUUUCCCAUUUGAGGCCACGUGAAAAAGUAAGUACCAGCUUCUGUUUUGUUGAGACAGUGACCUAUAACAUGAAUACAAAGUAAUAUAAUUUACUAUAAACUGCCUGCUCCAUCUAUUUGUUCAUAGAUCAUUUUGAUUAUGUCAUGCAAAGAUAAUUUGUCCAUGCCACUUACCACUAUGUAUUGUUACCUCUCCUACUUCGACACCUGAGAUGCUGCUGUUCACCGUGGACGAAAAAGGUAAGUGACUUAGAAUAAUCUACGACCUACAGGCAACGUUAGAAGUAGGUUUGUGUAUUAUAUUGUGAAUCUGUUUAUGUAUGUUUACUCUAUUAUGCAAAUAUUGUUUUUACUAACCAAUACUUUUACCACGCUCCAACUGUGCUGCUGCUGUUCACCGAGGACCAAAAGGUGAGUGUGAGCGCGUGACUCGUGGUCCACUACAGACUAUAUAUAUUAUCACUGAUUCAAGUUUAUCUUUAGAAAUAUAGGAAUAUAAUUAGAGUACAAGCUUGUGACCUGCGAGAAUAAGCUAAAACCUGAGUAACUUGGUUCUUCGCGUUACAUCACUGAUUCAAUAAGCAAAAUGUAAUAUGUGUUACUCACUGUUAUUUUUAUUUAUUUAUUGCCACUACCUCUCGCUGUGGACUAAAAGAUGAGUAAGAGUUUCCGACCUAUACAAAUAUGUAGUAUAAAGUAAUGUGUGUUAUUGUGUAAACAAGCUAGGAGACAAGGAGAGCAGACUAAGUGAACUACUUUCUAUUCUUCUGUUUUUAGUGACUCGACUUCCUGCACUACAUCCAGGGUGACCAUGACAAGAAAAGACAAUCGCUCACUCCCGACCAGAUGAGAAGGAUGGCUGACCAGAGGACAGGCUCGAGAGCUGUGGGCGUCCACGGUUCAGUGGAUUAAGUAGCUUGUUGCUAACAUUGUAGAAGAUGAAGCCUGUGAAUGUCUCUAUAUUACAAUAACAUGCGACCGGCUGAUAAUGUUAGAAUAGGGAGGAUUUAGUGUGAACACCAACACUCAGUGUAACUGAAUCUGGAUAUGAAAUACAUGUUGUGUUGCAUUCCUGUUGUAUUUCCUUACCAAAGAGAAAGAGGAAAAACACUCCUAUCUCUUGUUUUUUAGGGCAGCACUCCUGUUGUAUCCUUUGGAAAUCCCCGUUCUCCUGAGAGUGGAUGUGAACAGAGCCGCACAGAGCCGUCCACUCAGCACAUUUCUCCACCUCACUGCUUAGGUGAAGAAUUCAAUAAAACACUUGAGACAUCUCAUGAAACUCUUUUGUUUUGCAAGAUUUUAUUUGGUUCAACCGAAUGUUCAUGUGAAGCUUUUAAAUGAAGUGAAUC